Molecule: messenger RNA, 2308 nt
Organism: Ceratotherium simum simum (southern white rhinoceros)
Lineage: Eukaryota; Metazoa; Chordata; Mammalia; Perissodactyla; Rhinocerotidae
Gene: NARS2
Product: asparaginyl-tRNA synthetase 2, mitochondrial
Biological process (GO): asparaginyl-tRNA aminoacylation
Cellular component (GO): mitochondrion
Molecular function (GO): nucleic acid binding; asparagine-tRNA ligase activity; ATP binding
Source: RefSeq, a predicted model, not a curated record
AGAGGUUCUGUGGGCACAGUGGCGGGGUCCCUGAAGGGGACGAGAGCAACCGGCGAGCUUUGGAGCACCUGGGGGCAGCGCUGCGGCCCGGAAAGGGGAGAAGGGACGGUACCCGCGUCCGAACUCGCUGGGAUCAGAGCUGGUCCGGAGGAGGGCCUGGGGCAGCCGCGCGAUGCUCGGGGCCCGGUGCCUGCUCCGAGCGCUGCGUUCCUGUUCCUCCGCUCCCUGCCCGAGACACCAACCUGUCGCCAAACUGAGCGUGCGGGACGCUCUCGGGGCCCAGAACGCGAGUGGGGAGCGCGUUAAGGUCCAGGGAUGGAUUCGUUCAGUCCGGUCCCAGAAGGAAGUCUUGUUCCUGCAUGUAAAUGAUGGGUCGUCUUUGGAAAGCCUUCAGGUUGUAGCAGAUUCAAGCUUUGACAGUAGAGAACUGGCUUUUGGGAGUUCUGUGGAAGUUCAAGGGCAGCUGGUAAAAAGUCCAUCCAAAAGGCAAAGUGUGGAACUGAAGGCAGAAAAAAUCGAAGUUGUUGGAAAUUGUGAUGCCAAGGCUUUCCCUUUUAAAUAUAAAGAGAGGCAUCCUCUGGAGUAUCUGAGACAGUAUCCUCACCUUAGGUGUAGGACUAAUGUUCUCGGUUCUAUCCUGAGGGUUCGCAGUGAAGCCACAGCUGCUAUUCAUUCUUUCUUUAAGGACAGUGGCUUUGUGCACAUUCAUACUCCAGUAAUCACAUCCAAUGACUGUGAGGGGGCUGGAGAACUUUUUCAAGUUGAACCUUCAAGCAAAAUAAGGUUACCUGAGGAGAAUUUCUUCAGUGUUCCUGCUUUCUUAACUGUCUCGGGACAACUUCACCUAGAAGUGAUGUCAGGAGCUUUUACUCAAGUGUUUACCUUUGGUCCAACAUUCCGAGCGGAGAAUUCUCAGAGCCGGAGACACCUGGCAGAGUUUUACAUGGUAGAAGCCGAGAUUUCUUUUGUUGAUAGCCUUCAAGAUCUCAUGCAGGUUAUGGAGAGGCUCUUCAAGACGGCAACAAUGAUGGUUCUCUCAAAUUGUCCUAAAGAUGUUGAACUCUGUCACAGAUUCAUAGCUCCUGGCCAAAAGGACAGAUUAGAAAAUAUGCUAAAAAACAACUUUUUAAUCAUUUCUUAUACUGAAGCAGUGGAGAUCUUAAAGCAGGCAUCCCAGAACUUCACCUUCACCCCAGAGUGGGGUGUUGAUCUACACACUGAACAUGAAAAGUACCUGGUGAAGCACUGUGGCAACAUACCAGUCUUUGUCAUUAAUUAUCCCUUAGCACUCAAGCCUUUCUACAUGAGAGAUAAUGAAGAUGGCCCUCAGCACACAGUUGCUGCUGUUGAUCUUCUUGUUCCUGGAGCUGGAGAGCUCUUUGGAGGAAGCCUCAGAGAGGAACGGUACCAUUUCUUAGAGCAGCGACUGGCCAGAUUAGGACUGACAGAAGCCUACCAAUGGUAUCUGGACCUCCGUCGAUUUGGAUCUGUGCCACAUGGAGGUUUUGGGAUGGGAUUUGAACGCUAUCUGCAGUGCAUCUUGGGAAUUGACAAUAUCAAAGAUGUUAUCCCUUUUCCAAGAUUUACUCAUUCAUGUCUUUUAUAGCUGGAAGACUGGUUAAGGAAGAUCCCUCCGUGCCAGAGGUAUUGCACAUGAGCGUGCAUACAGGAGAAUGCAUGUUUGAAUUUCAGAAAUGCACAAGUUUUUAUGUGUAAUUGUCAUGCCGUAAGAUAUAACAAUUGAAAAAUAGAAGUGAUCAUGAUUUUCUUAGAAAGUUGAGAGCAUUUCAUAGAAAGAUGAAUUCCCUCAAGAAGAGGUACUGAUAGCAGGUAGAAUCUCAAAUCUAUUAUGUCAAUUAAGAAGAAAUGAAGAAAUUGAACUAGAUGGUCUCCAAGUGCCUUUUAAACUUGAAGACACAGUGAGACAGGGUAUUUUACUUUGUCUUUAAUUAUUAGAUCCUUUCCUGUGUGACCCUGAGAAACAACUAGUAGCUAAAAAUAAAAUGUUAUUGGAUCUUUUCUCCUCUGCCAUUUAACCUAUGAUAAAUGCCCAUCUUAUUCUCAGUUCUUUACUAAACAUUACAGAAGUAAAUAUUCCUUUUGGGGGCCUUAAUUGAGUUAAUAAAGUUGCUAUUCUGAAUUGAAAUCUUCUUUCAUUAGACUGGGUGAAAAAAAUCACAUUUAAUAACUGUUGAUCUUUAAUUCUAAAAGCUAACAAGAUGUAUUAAUUAUUUAAACUAAUCACUGUUGUGUUAUAAUUAAUGUUAGAUGUUUAUAACUUCUAUAAUAAUAAAUAGAUUUUUGAUAC